Messenger RNA from Rhodamnia argentea, 818 nucleotides. Its product is annotated as ferredoxin, root R-B2-like. Bases 162 to 614 code for a protein of 150 amino acids. Gene Ontology annotation, cellular component: plastid. The transcript has 2 exons. The record is from RefSeq and is a predicted model, not a curated record. Lineage: Eukaryota; Viridiplantae; Streptophyta; Magnoliopsida; Myrtales; Myrtaceae. Gene Ontology annotation, molecular function: 2 iron, 2 sulfur cluster binding; electron transfer activity. Gene Ontology annotation, biological process: electron transport chain.
GAGUGAGUGACGACUGACGAGUGCAUUUGUAUAUAAGGAAAACAAAGGUAACAGAGACAGUCCAAAGCACAAGAAGUAGGUCUUCACCUGUUUUCCUCGGACUUUCCGCUCUCAAAUCGCCCUCCCAGUCCGAUCGGAUCACCUUCUCAAGCCGACCAGAUAUGUCAACUGUGAGGCUUCCCACAUGUUACCCGCUCCAAUGCGCGUUGCCAGACAGACCCUCGGCCUUCAUUAAGAGCCCGAGCUCCUUAGCUUCCACAAGGAGUGUCACGAAAGCCUUUGGCUUGAAGUCUUCCGCCUCCUUCAGAGUAUCUGCAAUGGCCGUGCACAAAGUGAAGCUGAUCGGACCAAAUGGGGAAGAGAACGAGUUCGAUGCCCCGGAUGACCAGUACAUCCUCGACUCCGCCGAGAAUGCCGGGCUCGAGCUUCCUUAUUCAUGCAGAGCCGGGGCGUGCUCCACCUGCGCAGGCCAGAUGGUCUCGGGGGAGGUGGACCAGUCGGACGGCUCCUUUCUCGACGAGAAGCAGAUGGAGAAGGGCUAUGUGCUGACCUGCAUCUCGUACCCAAGAGCCGACUGCGUGAUUCAUACCCACAAGGAGGGUGAUCUUUAUUGAUCAAGUCCGAGAACCGCAAUGCUUGUCAUUCUUGUCUAUUGGAAAGACAGUUUGUGCCUGAAUAGGGUCCUGGUCACAAGCUGAGCUUUAUUGACUCAGGUGCUUUUUUAGUGUUUAUGCAGUUGCAGUGACAACUCUUGUUCCAAAUUAGUCUUCCAGCAUGUGUAGGACUUGAAAUCAGAUAUUAGUCUUCUUUAUGGUUUA